GCCCAGGCGGGAGCGCUGAGCCGACAGCAUCUCUCGCAUCCCGACGUGCUUCUCCGGGACCGGACUGCGAGAGCGACCGUGCCUCUGACGCCUCAGUGUCUGUGUAAGCCGCUGCUGCUGCAGGAAGAAAGCUUUUCCUUGGCAUUGCGUGGAGCAGCGAGAGGAACUCGUGCAAUAUGAAAACGAUGACAGGAUCAAACGAAUUCAAACUAAAUCAAACUCCGGAUGAUGGUAUUUCAUCAGUAAAGUUUAGUCCAAAUACAUCUCAGUUUCUGCUUGUUUCAUCCUGGGACACAACUGUCCGGCUCUAUGAUGUUCCUGCCAACACCAUGAGACUCAAAUAUCAACAUUCAGGAGCUGUCCUUGACUGUGCUUUUUAUGAUCCUACCCAUGCCUGGAGUGGAGGAUUAGAUCAGCAAUUGAAAAUGCACGAUCUGAACACGGACCAAGAAAACCUUGUUGGUGCCCAUGAUGCUCCUAUCAGGUGUGUUGAGUAUUGCCCAGAAGUGAACGUCAUGGUGACUGGAAGCUGGGAUCAAACAGUUAAACUGUGGGAUCCCAGAACUCCUUGUAAUGCAGGAACCUUCUCUCAACCUGAAAAGGUCUACACGCUUUCUGUGUCUGGAGAUAGACUAAUUGUGGGGACGGCAGGUCGGAGAGUGCUGGUGUGGGAUUUGCGGAACAUGGGUUAUGUUCAGCAGCGAAGAGAGUCAAGUCUGAAAUACCAGACCCGCUGUAUCAGAGCGUUUCCGAAUAAACAGGGUUAUGUUUUAAGUUCUAUUGAAGGUCGUGUUGCAGUGGAAUAUUUGGAUCCAAGUCCAGAAAUCCAGAAGAAGAAAUACGCAUUCAAGUGUCACCGUUUGAAAGAAAAUAACAUUGAGCAGAUUUAUCCAGUUAAUGCUAUUUCUUUCCAUAACGUCCACAACACAUUUGCUACAGGAGGUUCUGAUGGAUUUGUAAAUAUUUGGGAUCCAUUUAAUAAAAAGCGGCUGUGUCAGUUCCAUCGGUAUCCCACAAGCAUAGCAUCACUUGCCUUCAGCAAUGAUGGAACUACCCUUGCAAUAGCUUCUUCAUAUAUGUAUGAAAUGGAUGACAUUGAACAUCCUGAAGAUGGUAUCUAUAUUCGCCAAGUGACAGAUGCAGAAACAAAACCUAAGUCUACUUAGACUUCUGGUGAUACUUCUCUACAAGAGGUCCCCACCUGCUCCUAACAAGACUAAACUAAAACAGUAGAAGUGAGAAGAACAAUCUUUGUACUGAUGUUGUUUUUAACUGAGAAAUACUUGUGUGUAUUGUAGUAUGUCUUAAUCUGUCAUUACUUGCCUGCUUAUAAUGUUAGUGAAACUGUUUUCUUUCUGCUGUCUGUAGCUAAAUUAGUUCAGUCCUGUAGGCAACUUUGCAUAUACCUUUAUAAAAACUUAGCGCAUUUUGUAGUAUCUAAUGAAAACUUCCAGUGGUCUUAUAAUUGUUCAAUAAAUAUCCAUAGUUUUUUUGAAAACAAAUACUUUGUGUAACAGCCUUUACUGUUUGUGAAACAAAUGUUAAGACCAAACCUUUAAGUUGCAGGAAUUCUUGAGUUCUAGACCUUCCUGAUGGAAAAUUUCUGAACCUUUCAUCUUUUUCCAAUGAGAUGAACUGGGAAUUUCUUCAUUACCUGGGGAUGUUGGCUCUCCAGGCAAUGUUUUCACAGGGCUGUGAAAGCCUGAAGUUGUAUUAGGUGGGCUUGUUUAUCUCAGUGACUUGAUUGUUACUGGAGAAUCAUUAACUGUUUCAGGAGGAAAGAACUUGAACACGUGGUACUCUGGUUUUUUGACAUACUGCAUAAAAGUGUGAAAUUAAUGGCGCUUGGGAAGAAUUGAGGGUAGAGGGGAGCAAAUGUAGAGUUUCAGCCUGCAGCUGAGUGGUCUGUUCCAAGUCUGCAGAUCUGACCUGGUAGCCCAGGGUUUAUGGAGUAACACAAGUGGAAAGGUAGAAAAGAGGUGUUUCCUCGGAGUGGAAAUGUCGUUCUGGCCGCAAAAGCCCAUGAAAAUACGCUGUUUCUCUGAAUGUCAUGUUUGCCUUAUUGCCAAUUGGUAAGAAGUCUAACCUGUAAUCAAUUUUGUACCAGCCUCUAGAGGAUUUUGGAGUGGGGGGUGGGUGUGAGAAGAUGCUCGAACUUGGACAAAAUAAAAAUUUCUUAGGAAAGUAGUAUUAGAAAAACAACUUAGACACUCUGUGUUUGUGUGUUUUCUAAACAGGAAAGUAGAUCUGAUCAAGAGAGUAACCCUGCAAAUCCAUUUUCUGCUAAAAAGAAUAUAUUCAAUGUUGCAUGUUCUUGACUGGGUUGUGGAAAUAAACAUAAAUGCUUUCUGA
Molecule: messenger RNA, 2352 nt
Organism: Gymnogyps californianus (California condor)
Lineage: Eukaryota; Metazoa; Chordata; Aves; Accipitriformes; Cathartidae
Gene: BUB3
Product: BUB3 mitotic checkpoint protein
Exons: 9
Coding region: 177-1166 (329 amino acids)
Biological process (GO): mitotic spindle assembly checkpoint signaling
Cellular component (GO): mitotic checkpoint complex; bub1-bub3 complex; kinetochore
Molecular function (GO): ubiquitin binding
Source: RefSeq, a predicted model, not a curated record